Messenger RNA from Rhincodon typus (whale shark), 1256 nucleotides. RefSeq names its product cytokine receptor common subunit gamma-like. Bases 40 to 798 code for a protein of 252 amino acids. Gene Ontology annotation, molecular function: cytokine receptor activity; protein binding. The transcript is spliced from 7 exons. NCBI's taxonomy places the organism in Eukaryota, Metazoa, Chordata, Chondrichthyes, Orectolobiformes, Rhincodontidae. Gene Ontology annotation, biological process: cytokine-mediated signaling pathway. Gene Ontology annotation, cellular component: membrane; external side of plasma membrane. The record is from RefSeq and is a predicted model, not a curated record.
CCUGUAGAUGUGAGUUGCAUUGUCUACAAUGAGGAAUUUAUGGAGUGCAGAUGGAACCACAUUGACGAGGAAGCCAACUACACCCUGUUUUACUGGUAUCUUUCAAAACCACAGAAGGAAUGUGGGAACUACAUCCAAGAAAAUGGCUAUAAUGUUGGUUGCUAUUUCUCAAAAGACGAAAUUAUCGAAUUUGAGAACUUUAAUGUUUACAGAAAUGGAUCCAGUAACUCAGGAAAAGUGUUGGCCUUAACUAAAACAUUCCAGCUACAGAACCAAGUGAAACUCAACCCUCCUGGAAACCUGAUGCUGAAUAUGUCAGAAAACAACGAGCUCUUUUUGACCUGGGACCCACCAGCAAAGCUACUGAAAUGUCGAAUGUAUGAAAUCCGGCACUGCAGUAAUAAAGAUAAAGAUUGGCAGGUGCAAGUCAUCAAUGCGCAAACAAAGUAUAUUUUGCCAAGUGUGGAUCCAAAGAAAUUCUACACCUUUCAAGUGCGAAGUAAGAUUAACCAGUAUUGUGCCAGCGCUAAGCUGUGGAGUGAGUGGAGCCCAGCUAUUCAGUGGAGAAAAGAUCACACCCAGUCAGCGAAAUCACGUGGAAAAUAUUUUCUGUUGGUCUUUUUGAUAGCUUUGGGCUUGUUGAUAAUUGUGUUGAGUCUGCUGAAAUUUAAAAGAAAAUAUCGUCCCUCUGAUAAUCAAUGGAAACCUUUAAAGGGAUUCUAUGAAAGAAAAUUGUCAAAAGUGAGCACUUCCCAUACAGCAAAUAGCUUCGCUCUGUUUCUAAAGGAAAAUAAAUGAAUUCUUUUAUUAAGGUGGAGCAACAUUACGUCUCAUCAGUUUCUAUUGUAGAGGAAUAUUGUUUUGAUUGAAGAACAGCAGUAACUGGAAAGGAAGUCGGCAUCAUUCUCAAAACAAUGAUAUUGUUCAUCUCACCAAUCACAGUCACACACUGAUUAUAAUUUACUGUGUAUUUUUAGCACUGCUUGUGAAGAGUGCCAUUACCAAGGCCCAGCAGUAUAAAAUAUAACUUAGAUAAAUGAAUAGAUUAUUGUCUAAUUAAAACUAGAGUGAUUUUACCCAAAUCAAACAGCUAAUUUAAAUUUCAAAAGCCUUGUCCUCUACAAGCUAGCUUGCACAAUAGUAUCAUGUGUCAUAAAUGAUGUUCACAAAUAGUUUAUUUUAUAACAAUAGUAAGAAUGUAAUUAAAGAUAGAUGUUUUAAUAUACCUAAUCAGCUAAUAAAAAAACCAAUACCCA